This is a messenger RNA of Carassius auratus (goldfish), 2725 nucleotides long. RefSeq names its product nascent polypeptide-associated complex subunit alpha. Lineage: Eukaryota; Metazoa; Chordata; Actinopteri; Cypriniformes; Cyprinidae. Bases 101 to 2617 code for a protein of 838 amino acids. The record is from RefSeq and is a predicted model, not a curated record. Gene Ontology annotation, cellular component: nascent polypeptide-associated complex. The transcript is spliced from 9 exons.
CCUGUCGGAGCCGGAAGCAGAGCUGUGACAUCAGAGCGACGCGGAGGUAAGGAGCCCUCUUUUACAGCCAUCUUGGAUCCUGUUCCCUGAACUAUCCAGAAUGCCAGGCGAAGCCACAGAAACUGUCCCUGUUACAGAGCAGGAGAUGCAGCAGCCCCAGGCGGAGACAGCCACACCUGCUGCUGCGGCUCCUGCUCCCUCUCAGGCAAAGCCUAAAGUGGGCAAAACUAACUCUAAGCUGUCCUCUUCUCCUCACACCACCGCUCCUAAGCCAGUUCCUGCUGGACACAGGAAACGAUCCUCUCUAUCUGCCUCCUCAAGCUCCCCUACCUCUCCUAAAUCUACCUCUGGCCAUCGUGCUACCCCCCCAUGCUCCCCUUUGGCCUCUCCUCUAGCUGACUCUUCUGUAGCUGGGAAAGCAGAGCAGACUGCUCCUAAGGUGGUAAAGGCUGGCAAACAAGGGAAGCAACAGAAAGCAAAGAAUUUUAAACCUGCUGACCCAGAGCACCCUCCCUCAGCCCCUAAGCCUGCUCAGGAGCCUGCACCAGUUGCAACUUUGCCGUCUCUUGCUAUACCAUUAAAAGAAGUAGCAAAACCAGCUGGAGAUGGAAGUGGUUCCCCUGUCUCUCCCAAAGUUGCUGUGGCUCCUGUUGACUUUAAAGUAACUUCUAAAUCUGCUGCCCCAGCACCAAAGUCAUUUAAAGAAGCUGUGGCCGCCAGUCCACCAAAAGUGGCUGAAGCCUCCAAGGUUGCCUCUGAAGGUCCUAAAGUAGCAACCCCUGUUGUUUCAGAAGCAAAGAUUUCCUCACCCUCAAAAGCAGCUGCCAAGCCUGGCCCUGCUAAAGUGCCAAAUGUGAACCCAGCCACUGCUGUUCCCCCAAAAUAUGCCCCUGCAGCGCUUGAGGAUGAUCUCCCACCUCUCUUACCACCUGAGAAUUCUUUUACAAUGCCUACACUCCCCCCCAUGCCACCUAGUGCAAUGCCUGUAGUUACCCCAACAGCUCCCAAAGCAGAAGCUGUCCCUACUAGUAAAGUUGAAUCUUGCUCUGCCCCUGAAGCUAAGGCUGCUCCUAAAGCAAAGCCAGCUCCUAAGGUUGAACAUAAAACAGAACAUGCCCCAAAAAUUGAGGUUGCAUCUAAAGUUGACCCAAAACCCAAAGAUGAGCCUAAUCCUGCCCCUAAAGUUGCAGUUGCUUCUGCUCCUAAGACUGAGGCUGUUCCCAAACCUAAAGUUCAGGCUGCUCCUGCACCUAAAAAUAAGACUGCCCCUAUCCCUAAAGCUGAGCCUGUUCCUGCCUCUAAGGUUGAAGCUGCUCCUGCUCCUAAAGCUGAGGCUGUCCCCAAGGUAGAGGCUACUCCUGCACCAAAUGUUAAGUCUGCCCCUAGCCCUAAAGCUGAGGCUGUUCCUGUCAAUAAGGUUGAGGCUACACCUAAAGCUGAGGCUACUCCUGCCCCUAAAGUUAAGCCUGAUCCUGCUCUUAAAGCUGAGGCUGUCCCUAAGGUAGAGGCUACUCCUGCACCAAAUGUUAAGUCUGCCCCUAGCCCUAAAGCUGAGGCUGUUCCUGUCACUAAGGUUGAGGCUACACCUAAAGCUGAGGCUACUCCUGCCCCUAAAGUUAAGCCUGCUCCUGCUCCUAAAGCUGAGGCUGUCCCCAAGGUAGAGGCUACUCCUGCACCAAAUGUUAAGUCUGCCCCUAGCCCUAAAGCUGAGCCUGUUCCUGUCACUAAGGUUGAGGCUGCCCCUAAAGCGGACUCUGUCCCUACCUCUAAGGUUGAAGUUGCUCCUGCUGUUAAAGUUAAGCCUGUUGCUGCUCCUAAAGCUGAGGUGGCAGUGGGUGCUAAAAUUGAGGCUGCUCCUGUCCCUAAAGUCGAGUCUGAGACUGCUCCUAAAGUUAAACCUACCCCUGCUCCCAAAGUUGAGGCUGCUGUCCCUACCCCUAAAGCUAAACCUGUCCUUGUCCCUAAAGUUGAGCCAGUCCCUGUUCCCAAACCAGUAAAAGCCCCAUCUGUACUGGAGCCAGUCAUCAAGAACGACAAGGGGUCUGGCACUGAAUCUGAUAGUGACGAUUCUGUUCCUGACCUGGAGGAGCAGGACUCUGCACAGACACAAACACAGCAGGCACAGCUUGCAGCUGCAGCCGAAAUCGAUGAGGAACCUGUCAGCAAAGCAAAACAAAGCAGGAGUGAGAAGAAAGCCAGGAAGGCCAUGUCCAAAUUGGGGUUGAGACAAGUUGCUGGUGUUACCAGAGUAACCAUUCGCAAGUCCAAGAACAUUCUCUUUGUCAUUACCAAACCAGAUGUCUACAAAAGUCCAGCUUCAGAUACUUACAUUGUCUUCGGUGAGGCAAAGAUUGAAGAUCUGUCCCAGCAAGCCCAGUUAGCAGCCGCAGAGAAGUUCAAGGUCCAAGGAGAAGCCGUUUCAAAUAUCCCGGAAAACACACAGACGCCCACAGUACCGGAGGAGAGCGAAGAGGAAGAGGUUGAUGAGACUGGAGUGGAGGUCAAGGACAUCGAGCUGGUCAUGUCUCAGGCCAAUGUAUCCAGGGCAAAGGCUGUGCGCGCACUGAAAAAUAACAAUAACGACAUUGUCAAUGCUAUUAUGGAAUUGACGAUGUAGAUGGAAAUCGGGGACUGGGUCAAAUUAAGAUGAUGUUGAUUUAAUCCUCACUAUUGUUUGUACAAUUUAUACCCAAGAGAAAUAAAGGUGUGGCUUGAUGAAAUUAUA